AAAGAGAUGUCGCUGAUGUCAGUCGUACAUGUGUACACAUACGUGUUUGUUUGCCGCUCGAUUAAAAUUGAUUAAAGUUCGGUGCAAAGGCAGUGUGUGUGAAUGCUUAAACAAUAAUUUGCAAAGAAUAAAUAUAUUACAUUCAUAUAUGAUACAACAUCGAGCAGGAUUAUAGAGAACCUCACGUGAUACGAAUAUGAAUUCCACGGAAGCUGAAACUAUUGCCGAUCUGGUUCAGAAUAUGAUUAUUUCUCUAUGUGGCGAACAAAGACCAGAGUCAGUUAGAAGAUUCAUGCGUUUUUCCCUUGGCCUAUUGUCGUCUACUCAAGGCAUAGAAACAUUGAGAGAGGAUGAAAUGACUGUAGCAACAUAUAUAAAGAGUAAAUUAUCACCACGCGAUGCAGUGCAAUUUGAUAAGCUGCAUAAUGAUUUAAAAGAUGGGCCAUUGAAGAAUCGUAUAAGCAUUCUAAUAUUUCUACUGAACAUGGGCCAAUCGGUGGAACAGAUGAAGGACAGGAUGUUUUCGUUUCCAGAUAUGAAAUCGGAGUUGAGCCCAAUCGCAUCCACUAGUGGUAAGAUUAACGCAAUCUAGAGAUGUAAAAAAAAACGUUUUUUUUUUCUAAUAGA
This is a messenger RNA of Wasmannia auropunctata (little fire ant), 627 nucleotides long. RefSeq lists its product as uncharacterized. The record is from RefSeq and is a predicted model, not a curated record. The transcript is spliced from 3 exons. The coding region runs from base 197 to 592 and encodes 131 amino acids. Lineage: Eukaryota; Metazoa; Arthropoda; Insecta; Hymenoptera; Formicidae.